AAUGUCAAAACAAAGUGUCAGAGCACCGAAAAUGUACUAGAGAGUUUUUUAAACAAAAUUCAUAUAAAAUCACCAAAAAUUCUAAGUAAAACUUAAACAAUAAUGCCGAACUCAAGGCGACGAAAAUUUUCCGUUCAAAAUGAAAUAAAAAAUCGUGAAACGACAAAGUCACAAAAUGGCACACAAGUCCGUGCAUCCGAUACUGACGAUGGAGCCAAUAAGAAUAAAAACAAGUCGCGGCCUAACACUUCAAAACGCUCCUCAAUUCUUGAAAUGGUUGUUGAAUGCGAAAAUACCAUUUCGACCACCGCAUACAAAAAGGAAUUCGCAACUAAUGAUAAAGAUGUCACAGCCAGUUCCAGCAAUAUCGACUUGUUUAAUAUUCUUAGUGCAGCAGAUGGAAACAUAUCUAACAAAUUCCUUGAAAGUAAAGAACAUGACGUAGAUAUGAAGCAUACAAGAGAGAAGUUUCAAUCGCGUCGUGACAAACAUCCACGGCAGCAUAGAAUCAAAGUUAGGAGCCCAAAACGCAAACCACUUGUAAUUGAUAAAGUCGAAGGUAAUAAACGAUCUAUAGGUAGUUCUAUUGACUGGAAUGAAGAAGAAACAGCAGAAGUAGAAGUAGCUCAAGCAGUACUUAAAGUAGAAGCCGACGUGAUUGAGAACGUGGAAGAACAAGAGAGGCCUAGUAAUUAUUCAAUGGAUGAUAUGUGUAGAAUAUGCCACGGUGGAGAAUCAUUGACUUCAGAGUUAGGAAGCCUGAUAUCUGCAUGUUCCUGCAGAGGGACAGUUGGAAGAGUUCACGUCAAAUGCCUCGAGCGCUGGUUGACGGAAUCUGGCAAGUCAAGAUGUGAACUCUGUGGAACAAGAUAUUCAACACGACGUGUCCAUAGAUAUGGAAUAAUGAAAGCUCUUGUGAUGUGGAUAUUGAGUCAAAACGCUAAACAGUUAAUGGUGGAUAGUCUGGGUAUAAUGCUGAUGUCACCGCUUGCUGUACUUGCCGCUUGGUUGUCUGGUCGCACGUUAGCUGGCCUAAUGACGCAGGAGGCUCACGUCACACCUUGGCCUUUAGCUUCUACGUUUGUGUUAGCUUGCAUGACCCUUGUAUGUUACUACUGUUGGAUUGUAUCAGCUGCUACGCGACACGCUUUAGGUUGGUGGAUUUGGUACAGAUCUCAGUACGAAGUAAGACUUCAAAUCGACCCAGUGGAUUAAUGUAUAGUGAAAGGUUUAAAGAAUUUUCGGUGCUAAUAAAAUUUAUUUAAUUUAUUGUUUUA
Messenger RNA from Pieris brassicae (large cabbage white), 1277 nucleotides. RefSeq lists its product as uncharacterized. The transcript has 4 exons. The record is from RefSeq and is a predicted model, not a curated record. Gene Ontology annotation, biological process: protein ubiquitination. Bases 103 to 1215 code for a protein of 370 amino acids. Lineage: Eukaryota; Metazoa; Arthropoda; Insecta; Lepidoptera; Pieridae. Gene Ontology annotation, molecular function: zinc ion binding; ubiquitin-protein transferase activity.